CACGGCACGGCGAGAACUGGAUUUUGACCUCAUACAGCGCGGUCGCCAAACUCGUAUUCCAAGUUCAGGAGUAGAGCGUGCGACGGAGCUUUAUCGACUGGCACCUGACCUGUAUGUCUCUGGCCCAACAACGAAUGGGAACGGUCGGGCCCUUGUCUGAAUCGCGCCAUCAUCUCGACCUCUGCAGACCUCUCGGGAUAUCUGGACUUCUUACAGCGGGUUGCUGGGGCACAACAACAUAGAGUGGGUGCUACUU
This is a messenger RNA of Mycena citricolor, 256 nucleotides long. NCBI's taxonomy places the organism in Eukaryota, Fungi, Basidiomycota, Agaricomycetes, Agaricales, Mycenaceae. The record is from the annotation of a GenBank genome assembly.